AUGUCAUCGGAGAUAACAACAGAUCCACCACCAGUGUUAAUAUGGCCUUCACAAACUCCAUUAGAUCCUUAUUCAACUCAUCAAAUAUUUAUGCCUCAAUUCUCAUAUUCAUUUGAUCCACCAUAUUCCCACGCAACAACUUCAUAUCAACAUCCAAUAUCAGGCACAAAUGUCCGCAAUGAUAUUUUCCCGUCAUCACCAUCAGCUACCAAUGCAACCAGUUGGUGA
This is a messenger RNA of Didymodactylos carnosus, 228 nucleotides long. The record is from the annotation of a GenBank genome assembly. NCBI's taxonomy places the organism in Eukaryota, Metazoa, Rotifera, Eurotatoria, Philodinida, Philodinidae.